AUACAAACCCCACCGCCGUCACGCCCCCAAAAACGCCGCCGUUUCUUCCACACCUUCUCUCUCCUCCAAACAAAAUCAAACACACGUCUUUUCUAGGGUUUUGUUUUGUGCGCCGGUUUUCAAGUUCGCUUCGGAAAACUCGGUCACUCCUCUACGACGUCGUUUCCGGCGUAUAUUCUGUCGUCGGAUUACUGAGAAUGAAGAAGCGGAGGUAUUGUGACUUUGCGGGUCGGUCUUCGACUAACGACGGUGAGACGACGGAAGGAAACCGACUUUCGUACUCGCGUCGGGUUUCGGGUUCGGACCAAACCGAAAGAGAGUACUAUGAAGACGACGUCGAUUCAUAUAGGCAACCGUUGAAACCGUCGCAGACACAUUUGAGCGGCGGCUUGCGUCAAUGCGAAUCACUGUCGAUGAAGUUUCAGUGGAACAAUCUGCUGGCCCAGACCCCGAAUCCGGGUUCUAACCCGAGAAAGGUUCCGGGUCUGAACCGACCCGACUUGGAUUAUAGCAACCGGAGUGGUGGUUAUAGACUGGAUUAUGAAAUGGGUUAUGGCGGAAGGGGUUUGGGUGUGGACCAGAGAGAGCAGUAUGGGCAUUUUGAUCAUCGUGGGUUCACGUCGCCAUUGCCGAAAUCCCAUCUUGGUCUCCAAGAAAACGAGGAGGACCAUCGCCCAAUCCCAUAUGCGACUCUGGUGGAAGACGAGCCCAAGUUUACUUCUGGAACUGGGUAUUCAUCAAUGGAGGUUUUUCGCGGCGUUCGAGAUGAAUAUGACAGAAGCAGAGCAAUGGCUGAGUUGCCAAUAGGUCACACGCCUAGACAGAAUGAGUUGGUGGACUAUGGAGGUUCAUCAAUUGCUUUGAGUGAGGGUUUUCGCGGCGAAUUCAACAGAAGCAGAGAAAUGGGCCAUGGUGGAUAUUCUCAAGGUCAAACAGCGAGACACGAUGAGUUGGUAGACAAUGCAGGUGGUGCAUCAGAAGCUUUGAAUGAGGGUUUUCGCGGCAGAAGCAGAGCAACGGCUGAGGGGCCUGUUGGCAGCCAUGCUGGAUAUUCUCAAGGACUCACACCAAGACACUCACAUGGGAGUUCACCAAUUGCUUUGAAUGAGGGUUUUCGCGGUUCGGAUGAGUUUAACAAAAGCAGAGCAAUGGCUGAGGGGCCUAUUGGCCAUGGUGGAUAUUCUCAUGGUCAAACACCAAGAAGGAAUGAGUUGGUGCACCCCAGGUGGGCUCAGCAGAGUCCGAAAGAGGAAAUGGGUAGGGACUACAAGGUUCCUGGAAUGAAAAGAAAUGACAGUGGUGACAUGGAUGCCUUGUUCCUUCUUGACUUGCUCUAUAAAAAGAUGGCUACUGUUGGAGAAGACUCAAGGCCUCCAAGUCAUUUGACGCCAAGCGUUGUUGAUUCUGUUGUGUACAGGGUUGGUGGUAGCAAUGGCUCUGUUGGAGCAGGCACUCAUGAGAAUUGCCAGUUGGACCAAUAUCAUGAUUAUAUGGAACCAACAAAUGUUUUCCCCAACCAUCAAUCUACAAGUGAACCAUCAAUCCCCUGCUAUGAUGAAGUUUUGGGUUCUUCUAAUUCAAGAACAGAGGUGUGCCGGAACAAUGAAACCCAGGGCUUCAGAUUAGGAGUAGAUGUUGGUCAUGAAAGAGAGGUCGAGCCUUUAUCAUAUGAAGGUAACCUAGAGAGACUGGUUCUGCCUGAUGAAGAUCAAGGCUUGCUCGAGGCUUAUGGUGGUUGCCAACAGAGGUUGGCAGCAGCCGAAAGCCUGGCAUCCAUGACCCCUCUGGGAAGGUGGGCAUUGAGAAAAGUUGCCAUGAAGGAGCAACAAUCCGGCAAUCACUCAAAGUCUAAGUUCUUCCCUGAUUUGAACCCCUCUUGUAAUGUACAGAACUCGAGCUAUGAAGUUGACAUGCAGUUGACUACUACUGAGGAUAUGCAGCAGCAAUAUGCUGCUACCUGUGGAGAGGAUCACUGGAACAUGGAGCAAAAUGUGAUCUGUGGAGAUGGUCAAUGGAACAUUGACCAAGGUGUGACCCGUGCAGUGGAUCAAAGGAACACUGAACAAGGUUCCAUCGACCAAGGUGUGACCUGUGGAGUGGAUCAAAGGAACAUUGCACAAGGUGUGACCUCUGGAGAGGAUCAAUGUAACAUCCAUCGAGGUGUGAUCUCCGUAGGGGAUCAAUGGAACAAUGAUCAAGGUGUGACAACGUAUGGAGAGCAACAAUGGCGUAUGGAGAAUGGAGGGGAACAAUGGAACAAUGAUCAAGGCGUCACAACCUCUGGAGAGCAACAGUGGCGUAUGAACUAUGGAGAGGACCAAUGGAAUGCUGAGCAUAUCAACAACCUGAAUUCCGACAGUUUGUUACCGAAUUCUGAACUGCCAGCAUCUACGCAAGAGCAUUAUGGCGAACAAUCCAAAUCUGCUAGGAUACAUGUAAAGGAGCGUUUGGGACCUCCCAAAUUAUCAACUGGAAGCGUAAAAACGCGUUUGAGACCACCUAUGAAAUCACCUGGCAGUGUGAAGAUGCGUUUGGGGCCUUCUGCAAAUGAUCCUAAUAUCAACAUUUUAGGUUUCAAGCCUCGAGAACAAUACAAAUCUCGAAUAAGAAAAACAGAUGACUUCAGUGGAAGUAUUCAUCCUGAAGGGGAUGGAAUUCCAAAAGCUAAGACUGAUGCUGCCGCUGGGAGCAUUUAUCCUCAGGGGAGUGCUCUUCCACAAGUCAAGACGAAUGGUUUUAUUGGAAGCAUUCAUCCUCAAGGGGGUGGUCAUUCUAUAGUUAAGACAGAUGCUACUGGAAGCAUUCAUCCUCAAGGGAAUGGUAUUCCAAAUGUUAAGAAAGGUGAUUUUAAUGGAAGCAUUCGUCCUCAAGGGGGUAGUCUUUCAAAAGUUGAUGUGAGAGCUGCAAAGAAAGAACCGCCUGAAGACUCUAAGGAGUUUAAGCAGCUGGUAGAUGAUGCCUUCAUUAAGUUCAUUAACAUUUUGAUUGAGAACCCACCUCAAAGAAGGAAAAUCAUGGAAGGAAAAGGAGGAAAGUGUUGCGUGUGUGCCAGCAAUUCCAAAGAGUUUGUAGAAACGGCAACCUUAGCAAGGCAUGCCUUCUUGUCGCCAAAGGUUGGUUUCAAAGCAGAACACCUGGGCUUUCAUAAAGCACUUUGUGUGCUCUUGGGAUGGGACAGUACAGCAGUCUCAAACACUAGGUGGGUUCAGCGGAAUUUGCCAGAUGCAGAAACCUUGGCUCUGAAGGAGGACCUAGUUAUCUGGCCUCCUGUUGUUGUCAUACACAAUAGUUCUGUAGCAAAUAAAAAUCCUGAAGAUGAAAGGCUGACGGUAAAUGUUGAAGUUCUAGAGGCUAUUCUUACAAGUAUAGGAUUUGUUGGGAGGAAGACCAAUAUGUACUGUGGGAAACCUGCCGAUGGGAGUGUCAUGGUGGUGAAGUUUCAGCCUACAUUUUCUGGUUUGCAAGAAGCAGAAAGGCUUCACAAGCUGUUUGCUGAUAACAAACAUGGGAAGGCUGAAUGGCGGUAUAUCAAUUCUGUUGGCCUCAGCAACAGCAGCAAUGGAAAGCAAGACUUGGAGGCUGAUGAGGCAAAUUGUCUAUAUGGUUAUUUGGGAAAUGCAGACGAUUGGGAUGAACUUGACUUGGGAACCAAGAAGCACUUCGGGGUGAAGAGCAAGAAACAAAUCAAGGCUAUUGCAAAUGCUUCUCUAUGAAUGAUCAACAACAGUAACUCAUAUUAUAUUAUGUGUUACUUGAUGAAAAGCCCUUUUGUUACUCUAUGCAACUGUUGCACAUAAUCUAAGAUUGAGUUGAUUGAAUUUUGUAGAUUUCAAGAAUGUGGCUCAAGGAGUUUGAGCUGAGCUAGUAUUACUUGUGGUUAUUUUGGUUGAGGAUGUUAAUUACCACUAGAGA
Rosa rugosa (rugosa rose) is the source of this 3912-nucleotide messenger RNA. RefSeq lists its product as uncharacterized. The coding region runs from base 198 to 3713 and encodes 1171 amino acids. Gene Ontology annotation, biological process: regulatory ncRNA-mediated gene silencing. NCBI's taxonomy places the organism in Eukaryota, Viridiplantae, Streptophyta, Magnoliopsida, Rosales, Rosaceae. The transcript has 3 exons. The record is from RefSeq and is a predicted model, not a curated record.